CGUUCAAUUACCUCAACAAUAAUGGUUUUCUCUCCGUCCAAGAACCACAAAUGAGAAAACAGCUCCACUUGAGUAAUCGGUGUUUUCCGCUUACUAGCAUGUAAGUAGCCCGCCAACAUGUCCAAUCCGAGGCCCACGGGUCACCCCUAUGCUUGGUUGCCGCAUGCCAACUUCUCCACCGCGUCACUUAUGCUUUUCGCUUUACGAAUUCGCGAUGGUAUGCUUCAAAUCUUGGCCAUUGUCCUCUUGUUCUCGUUCGUAUUUGGAUUAUCCACACUCCUCUACGGCUCCUUCUACUUCUUCUACAUGCCAGGCUCACAAACUCUCUCGCACCCGGUACAUUUCACGUUCCAGCCUUGUCCCGCCUCUCAUGAUUUAGGUACUAGUAGCAAAUGCAGUUACCUAAUAGCUAAUCUAACGUGGAAUCCCACACGCCCAUUGUUCGGCGAUACCCAUCACCGGAUAGCUCUACAACUCGAGAUGCCCGGAUCUCCCGCCAAUUCUAAAGCGGGCAUGUUCCUAGUGUGCGUCCAUUUACUGACCUUGCCUUUGGAGUCUGGCCAGGAUCCCUUAGCCCCUUUGAGUUGGUGUCGAUCGGUUUUAGUACCUUUUAAGAGCGAUGCUCGUCAAUGGAUCGAGGCCUUCAUGUUGGGACCGCUUCAAGUGGCAGGUUUGAUAUCGGAUGACGAGACGAUUUUGGUGGAGUUUUUCAACGGUAUCUUGAAUCCCGGACCGACAUCCUUGAUUGCCGUGGGUCUGGAGGUCCAAUCUCGGUGGGUGGACGUGAACAAGGCCGAGUUCUUUGUCCAUGCCAAAUUCAGUGGUCUGCGUCAUUUGAUGUUCCAUCAUCCGAUCGUUUGCAGUUUGGUGGGUGUUUCAAGUCUGAGCACGGUGGUGUUGAGCUUGGUAUAUUUAUUUUGGAAGAGGUUUUUUGAGCCGGCUGUCGUGGUGAAGAUGUCUUUGAGCGAGCGGCAUGCUUUGGCCAGAGAAAGGCUACUCAGAGCCCAGGGUUCUCAGUUCAACCCGCUGAGAGUCGCCGAGGACAAGAAAGAAACCUGAUAUUGUCAUUCUUAGUUUUUAGAGGAAGAACAAGCUAGUCCUUGGAAACUGGGUCGGAAGACCAAUGAAUGAUGCUCUUCGGAGCAUGCAUUAUUUCAAACAAGUUAUUUG
This is a messenger RNA of Tigriopus californicus, 1170 nucleotides long. Its product is annotated as seipin-like. Gene Ontology annotation, biological process: lipid storage; lipid droplet organization. The coding region runs from base 118 to 1059 and encodes 313 amino acids. NCBI's taxonomy places the organism in Eukaryota, Metazoa, Arthropoda, Copepoda, Harpacticoida, Harpacticidae. The transcript is spliced from 2 exons. Gene Ontology annotation, cellular component: endoplasmic reticulum membrane. The record is from RefSeq and is a predicted model, not a curated record.